AGACCCGGAGGCGGGGAGGGCGCGGCCUGCGUCAUCCACGGGCGCCGCGGCGCCGGAAGCCAUGGAGAUAUUAAUAGGAGACCAUAUUACCACGUGUCUUUCUCCAUCAGUGUACAAUAUGAUUUGUAAACUUGGGUUUGAAGUCAGAGAAAACUGUGAUAUCAAUAGCAUUGUAACUCAGAAUGGUGAAGUAUGCUGGAAAACAAUCACAGACUGCGUGAGCUAUACAGAAUCAGACCAGGAUCUGGACUACUGGGGAAGCGUGAGGAUGCUGGGCCCUGUGUGUGAGGCUGUCCAUUUACAUCUCUUAUCUCUGACCAAGGGGCAGUUUGAAAUUCGAUAUGCACCGUGGCUCCAGUGGACGAGUUUUCCAGAGUUAUUUCCUGAAAUAUUUGACUCCUUGGAAAGUCAGCAGUCUCCUGCUAUUUCUCUUAGCUUGAUGAAACUGACAUCCUGUCUGGAACGAGCCCUGGGGGACGUAUUUUUACUGGUUGGGAAGGAAUGCCCUUUUCUUUUGAGAGAUCUACUUGCAUCUGAGGAGCUUGCUCAGGUCUUUGGGCAGUCUGUGAUGAACAUACUGAAAGUCUUCGUUGGCUCUCCGUGUGGACUCAACCUACGCAACACCUUAUGGCAUGGCUUCACAUCACCUCAAGAAAUUCCUCCAAAAUAUUGUUCAAUGAUGGUAUUGUUGCUAGCAGGAUUAGGUCAAUUACUAAAGAGUUACCUUCAGCAAACUAAAUCUACACUGGCACAUCGAUCUUUCGUAACUCUCGCAAACUUGGAGGAUUUGAUCUUUUUUCCUGAUGUUAAUAAUGAGGUACUUUCAGCAUUAGAAGAACUGAUGAUGAAAUCCACUUUCAUACUGAAAAUCAUGUUACCAUAUUGGGAAAUCGCACUGAUCAAGUUCAAGUCGCGCAGGUUUGCUGACUGUGCCAUAUUGUUACUGACACAGUUAGAGACUGGACUUAGGAGAGUUUUUGCCAGAGUAAACAAAUGUCCAGAAAGACUCCUGACCGCUGAGUCAACAGCUCUUUAUACCACCUUUGAUGAAAUAUUGGCAAAACACUUGAGUGAUGGUAAAAUCAAUCAACUUCCUCUUUUUCUUGGAGAGCCUGCUAUGGAAUUUCUCUGGGAUUUCCUGAACCAUCAGGAGGGUCCCCGCCUAAGAGAUCAUUUAAGCCAUGGGGAGAUCAACUUACAUGAAUUUCCAAAAGAAGCAGCAAGUCAGUUGCUUGCAUUUUCCACUGUACUUUUACUAAGAUUCAUUGAUGAAGAUCUGUUAUCAGUUUUUAUGGAAAAAACAGCGAUAAAAUUAUUGAUUAGUCUUGCAGAAGGAUAUAAUUCUCGCUGUCAUCCAGUUUCUCAGCUUAAAAAACAGGUGCUGAGCUGUGAGGAGAGCAUCAGGGUUUGGUCUGUGCUGCCUUUGCCUGAAGGACCUGCUGGGGAAGCGGCCAGAUUGGAAAGUAAUUCGGAAACAAGUGCCUGCAGCUCGUUAAUUACAAAGAUUACGUACGAGCUGAGUCAGCACCUUCCUGGGCACCAUUGUGUCUUUAAUGACUUGGACAAUUUUCCCACUGAGAAGUGGCCUGAGCUGCUCGGUGCACUCUGCAGCACACCUGUCCCUACUCUGUUCUGCCCCAGAAGCGUUCUCGAAGUACUUGCUGUUCUCCGAAGCAUCAGCGCACAGUGCCUGCGUGUGUCUGGCCAGGUCAUCACCACCUCGGAGCUGCGGCACCGGCAGUGGUUGGAGAGGAGUCUGAGGUCUCGCCAGCGGCAGAACUACCUGCGCAUGCUGAGUGGUGUUAGGCUUCUGUCUCCUGUGCUUUUCCUGAUUUUAUUGCUCAUUGCACUGGAAUUGGUCAACGUUCAUGUUGUUCAUGGAAAAAGUACUUAUGAAUAUCAGCAGUAUCUAAAGUUCUUAAAGUCAAUCUUGCAGUACACCGAGAACCUGGUGGUUUACACCAGCCAAGAAAAGAACAGAUGGAAUGAAGCUAUCAAUCUUACACGUUCUGCUUUGUUGAAAAUUUGGACUUUUAGUGAGAAGAAACAAAUGUUAAUACAUUUAGCCAAGAAAUCCACAAGUAAAGUAGCCUUAUGAAAACAUAAGUCAGGGGUGCUUUGGCUGUAAUAGAAAAUCCAACUUAAAUAAAUUAUAACAGUAUGUAAA
Messenger RNA from Cynocephalus volans (Philippine flying lemur), 2167 nucleotides. RefSeq names its product ER membrane associated RNA degradation (gene ERMARD). The transcript is spliced from 18 exons. The record is from RefSeq and is a predicted model, not a curated record. NCBI's taxonomy places the organism in Eukaryota, Metazoa, Chordata, Mammalia, Dermoptera, Cynocephalidae. Bases 62 to 2098 code for a protein of 678 amino acids.